CCAGGCCCGCUGGCCGCUGCGAGUGACCCCUCUGCGAUUUCCAUUUGCUUCCUCCGUCUUCUCCAUCCCCUCUCCCCCUACCUCCACCGUCCCUGAGCACUCCCAGUCCCAGGCCAUUAGCCUAGCUAGCUACCCCCUCCAUGCGAGGGCGGCAAUGGCGCCCGCCUCCUUCGCCGCCUCCCUCGCCGUCUCCCUCUCCGCCCCCGUCCGCCUAAUCCCGCCCAGAUGCUUCCGCGGGAGGCCGAGGCGAUCCCGCCCAAUCAGGGCUUCGAGCGACACGAAUGGCGCCCCGAACGGGGAGCGGAGGAUCGGGGCUCUGGAGAGGAGGGUGGGGGAUUUGAGGGCGCUUGUCGCCUCGGUGCCUCCUGCUGUUGUCUCGAUGAGGAAAACCAUUGGACUAAAUUCCAUUGCCGGUUUCGGUUUCGGCAUUGCAUUUUUGGCUGCUCUCGCAAGACAGGUCAUCAUAAGAACUCAACAGCAAGAUAGUAGUGGUUCUGUUUCUGAUCUAGUAAGGCGCGGGCAUCUAAAAUCUGGGCAACGUGGGAUUGCAAAACCACGUGUGUACAAUGAUCCUUUCAAUAAUUCGUUAGUCAAGAUCGAUGAAGGUACUUCUACUGCUCAGAUGUUUGGCAAGGAGUACCGCAUGGCUCCUGUCCGGCUUACAAAUGAACAACAGACAAUGCAUCAGAAAAGGAGAUCACAUGCAUAUCAGUGGAAAAGGCCCACUGUGUUUCUUAAAGAAGGUGAUCCCCUGCCACCAGAUGUCGAUCCAGAGACAGUUAGAUGGAUUCCAGUAAACCACCCAUUUGCUGCUGGUUCGGUUGAAGUAGAUGAGGAGACUGCCAAAAGGAAUGUUUAUCAAAAGGAUGGCGUCCCAUCCCGUGUUAAAGCUGAACAUGAAGCUUUGCGGGCAAGGCUAGAGGCUUCAAAUGAUGUAAAACCAUUCUCUAACGGUCCAAGGGGUAUGCAACAUAGUGCAAGAUCAUCGAAGUUAUCAGACGAGCCAUCUGGGAAUCUGCAACAGUCUAAACCUGACAUGGUGAAUGACCAAAAUGGCCAACCAAUGUUAGGGCAUGAGCCCGAGCCCGAGCCCGAGAGCUCUGACAAUGGUUCACUAUCAAAAAGCUUGGAAGGGCAGUAACAGUGUGAAUUGUAUAAACCCCUUGGCAUUUCGUUUUGUUAUGUAGUGUUGUCAGGUUUUAGCUGUAGAUAGAGGAGUUUUGGAACAAUAGACCUACGUACUGAACACAUGAUAUGGGGCACUGUUAUUGUUAUGUGCUGUUGCAUAUCUGAUAUUUUCUUUGCCCGAA
Messenger RNA from Aegilops tauschii subsp. strangulata, 1310 nucleotides. RefSeq names its product protein MULTIPLE CHLOROPLAST DIVISION SITE 1. NCBI's taxonomy places the organism in Eukaryota, Viridiplantae, Streptophyta, Magnoliopsida, Poales, Poaceae. Gene Ontology annotation, cellular component: chloroplast inner membrane; chloroplast. Gene Ontology annotation, biological process: chloroplast fission. The record is from RefSeq and is a predicted model, not a curated record.